Messenger RNA from Solanum lycopersicum (tomato), 1043 nucleotides. RefSeq names its product AT-hook motif nuclear-localized protein 1. Gene Ontology annotation, molecular function: minor groove of adenine-thymine-rich DNA binding. The record is from RefSeq and is a predicted model, not a curated record. NCBI's taxonomy places the organism in Eukaryota, Viridiplantae, Streptophyta, Magnoliopsida, Solanales, Solanaceae.
GUUUUGAUUCUGAAUGAAGCGGUUUUUGUUUUCUGAAAACUAUAAAUAGAGCACAGUACUACCGAUGGAGUAGUGAAAAUAGAGCGAAAAAAAUCAGUUCAAAGCAUCAAUGGAAAACGUGGGAUCAACCUCCGCCGCCGACGAUAAUACGCCGGCGCAACCAAUCUCCUCCUCGACUCCUCUGGUCCCUUCAUUUCCGGACCCUUCCGUCAGUACAACUGAAUCGUGGAAACGCGGAAGACCAAACCCUGGGGUGACUACUCCUCCACCGUCUCAGGUCGCCGGCGGUGGACUUUCGUCUUCUGCGCAGCUGCAGGCAGAUGAAACGGCGGUUUCUACUGGGAAUAAGCAGCAAAGCGUUGAUUUGGGAUCAGAAGUAGCCGCUCUUGGAUUUAUGCAAUCACACGUGAUCAACAUAAAAACUGGGGAGGAUAUAUUGGUCAAAAUAAUGUCAUUCUGCGAAAGUACCUCUAAAUCAGUGUGUGUUCUGUCAGCCAAUGGUUCCACAUCUAGUGUAUCACUUCGCCGACCAUAUCAAUCUGUAACAUAUAAGGGAGUGUACGACAUCCUUAGUCUGACUGGUUUCUUCUUUGUCUUGGAAUCUGGUGGUCGACACAGCAGAGAAGGUGGCUUGACUGCGAUACUUGGUAAUGAAGAAGAUGGUGAUGUUUGGGGAGGCAAUGUGGAUGGGCUCUUUACAGCAGCAACUGAUGUUCAGGUUAUUGUUAGUAGCUUCAGCACAGGAAAACAGGUGCAGUCAGACAACUUUGGUACACCAGCAAAAUUAAGUCCUAUGUCAGUUGGAAGUUUAAGUGGGUCUGUGAGCCCUGAUAGUCCGCUCAUUGUAACUAGUAAGAGAAGCCCUACUGGAGUUGCUACUCGGUUGCUCUUUUAAAAAAGGGAUGUCAUAAUACCAUUGGAAAAGCUGUGUAAUGUGAAAAUGGAUUCUGCAGCUUAGCAAUUCUUUUUCAUAUUGAUUGAGCAACAGUGUACAAAUAUGUUUCAGAUUUAUGCACAGAAAACAUUAUUCUACUUUUACUUCA